AUUGCAUUAGGAUUUAAGCUUGUUUUUCUUUGCAGGGCGUUGAUAAACCUUUCAAGGAAGUAAUCAAAGCGAACGUGGGCGAUGCCCACGCGAUGGGUCAGCAGCCUAUCACGUUCCUGCGGCAAGUACUCACUCUGACAGUCUCGCCGAAUCUGUUGGAUGAUCCGAGCUAUCCGGAAGACGCGAAAGAUCGUGCCAGGUUGGUCCUGGGAGGUUGCAAGGGCGGCAGCGUUGGCUCGUACUCAGAAUCGGCUGGCAUUGAAUGUAUUCGCAAGCAUGUUGCACAGUACAUCCAGGAACGCGAUGGCGGUAUCCCUUGCGAUUAUCACAAUGUCAUCCUCUCGAAUGGUGCUUCUGAUGGUAUCAAGUCAUUCCUGAAACUAUUCAACGAAAGGAUCAAUAAUAAACCAUCCGGCAUUCUGAUCCCAAUUCCGCAGUAUCCUCUGUAUUCGGCGACCCUGGCGGAGUUUGGACUCGCUCAAAUCGGGUACUAUCUGGAUGAAGAUAAUAAGUGGUCGCUAGAAGUCAGCGAGCUGGAACGAACAUUAAGAGAAAUCAAGAAUACAUGUAAUCCUCGCGUAUUGGUGGUGAUCAAUCCUGGUAAUCCAACCGGUCAAGUAUUGACUCGUAAGAACAUCGAAAACGUCAUCCGCUUCGCCCAUAAACAUCAUCUGUUCUUACUGGCCGACGAGGUCUACCAGGACAACAUAUACGACAAAGACAGCGCAUUCCAUUCUUUCAAGAAAGUCAUGACGGAGAUGGGCGAGCCGUAUUCGAAGAUGGAACUGGCAUCGUUUAUGUCCAUCUCAAAAGGAUAUAUGGGUGAAUGCGGGAUCCGUGGCGGUUACGCCGAAAUUAUCAACAUGGACCCGGAAGUGAUGAAGGUGCUAUUGAAGUCAAUCUCUGCGAUGCUGUGUCCUACUGUGCUCGGCCAGGUCGUGAUGGAUGUUGUGGUGAAUCCGCCGCGACCGAAUGAGCCAUCGUAUGAGCAAUUCCAGAAAGAGAAAAAGGAAACUCUACUGUCUCUAGCAGAGAGAUCGCAGCUCGUCGUCAAUACACUCAAUAGUAUUCCAGGAUAUAAGGCGAAUCCGCCGAUGGGCGCGAUGUAUGUAUUCCCGCGUUUCGAAUUACCGCCAAAAGCAAUUGAGGCGGCGCGAACGAAAGGUCAAGAACCAGACGUCUUCUACGCAUUCAAACUGCUGGAGAGUACUGGGAUUUGUGUAAUCCCUGGUUCGGGCUUCGGCCAGAUACCCGGUACAUACCAUUUCCGGACCACGAUACUGCCGCAAAAAGAGAAAAUCAAAACAAUGCUUGAAGCACUAAAGCAAUUCCACAUCAAGUUCCUUAAGGAAUAUAGUUAAAUAUAAUAUAUUUUUGAUUGAAAAAAAUUGAGAUUAUAAAGAAUUGGAAUAGGAAUAAUAAGGAGUAACCGCAUGGGGCUGUGCAUAUCUGCGUGAGGACUAAUUUCCGGUCCAAACGCAUCGCGAAUGAAAUAUUUUUAUUACGAUUAAUAACUCAUUAUUGAGAGACAAUUCGCAUACGAUAUUGUUAUUGAGUUGUGUUUGUGUAGAAAUCGUGACGAAACUUUAAAUCGAUGUAUGUAAAUGUAAAUGUAAAUCAUUGCUGAAGGAUAUCUGUAAAUAUCUGAUAGUUAUAUCGUUAUGCCGACAACGGUCGAUAUUAUAUUAUACAUACAAUAGUCAACAAGAAGAGAAAUUGAAUAUUGUUGCAGUCAA
Messenger RNA from Acromyrmex echinatior (Panamanian leafcutter ant), 1736 nucleotides. RefSeq names its product alanine aminotransferase 1. Gene Ontology annotation, biological process: biosynthetic process. The record is from RefSeq and is a predicted model, not a curated record. Gene Ontology annotation, molecular function: transaminase activity; pyridoxal phosphate binding. Lineage: Eukaryota; Metazoa; Arthropoda; Insecta; Hymenoptera; Formicidae.